AUGCUCUCACUGUGCUUGUUCCUGCUCCCUUGCCUGAGCCUGGUGCCUCUGGCCCCGGCCACCAAGGGCCUGGAGUUCCCACAGUAUGACGGGAAAGACCGAGUCCUGGACAUCGAUGACAAGAACUACAAGAAAGUGUUGAAGAAGCACAACAUGGUGUGCAUGUUCUACCACGAGCCCAUAGCAGACAGCAAGGAGAUGCAAAAACAACACCAGAUGACUGAGUUGGUGCUGGAGCUUGCUGCUCAGGUUAUGGAGGAGAAGGACAUUGGGUUUGGAAUGAUCGACUCCCACAAAGAUGCAAAGGUGGCAAAGAAACUGGGCCUGAAGGAGGAGGGCAGUGUGUAUGUUUUCAAGGCUGAUCGAGUGAUCGAGUUUGACGGCUUGCUCUCGGCUAACGUCCUGGUGGAGUUCUUGUUGGACCUGUUGGAGGAGCCAGUGGAGGUUUUAGACAAUGCUCUGGAGCUGAGAGCCUUUGAUAGGAUGGAGGAAGACAUCCGCCUCGUUGGUUACUUCAAGACCGAGGACUCUGAGCAUUAUGAAGCGUUUAAAGAAGCUGCAGAGCAGUUCCAGCCCUACAUCAAGUUCUUUGCCACAUUUGAGAAAUCUGUGGCCAAAGAGCUGACUCUGAAGUUGAAUGAGGUGGAUUUCUAUGAGCCCUUCAUGGAGGAGCCAGUCACCAUCCCGGGCAAGCCUCACUCUGAGGAGGAGCUGGUGGCGUUCAUAACUGAACACAAACGACCAACUCUGAGGAAGCUGCGUGCAGAAGAUAUGUUUGAGACCUGGGAGGAUGACAUUGAGGGCAUCCACAUUGUGGCUUUUGCAGAGGAGGAGGACCCUGAUGGUUUUGAGUUCUUGGAGAUCCUGAAGGAGGUCGCAAGAGACAACACCCACCUACCUGAGCUCAGCAUCGUCUGGAUUGAUCCUGAUGACUUUCCCCUGCUGAUCCCCUACUGGGAGAAGACCUUCAAGGUGGACCUGUUCAGACCACAGAUUGGAGUUAUCAACGUUACAGAUGCCGACAGCGUGUGGAUGGAGAUGGAUGAUGAGGAAGAUCUGCCCACCGCCAAGGAGCUGGAGGACUGGAUCGAGGAUGUGCUCUCUGGCAAAGUCAACACUGAGGAUGACGACGACGACGACGACGACGACGAUGAUGACGACGACGAUGACGACGACGACGACGACGAUGAUGAUGAUGACGAUGAUGAUGACGAUGAUGAUAAUGACACUGACUCCGAUGACUCCGAUGAUGAUGAUGAUGAUGAUGAUGAUGACGACGAUGAUGACGAUGAUGAGUAGUCCACAGCCUAAUCCUAGUAAAUGUUAACUCUUCUGUUUUUUUUCUUCAGACUUAGAGUUUAACAUUGAUCUCAGACAAACUACUGUACAGUAAAAUAACUUUUCACAAAUAAAUACUGUCAAAUUUGUACUGAAUAUGUGCUAAUAAUAAUAAUAAUAAUAAUAAUAAAUCUAUCUAAUAUCCACAAAUGAUAUUUUUUGACAAUGUAAAUAAGCCUGGAAUGGGUUUUUGGAUUUCAAAGACAGUACUUAAGUUUCUGGACCAGACAUUUCCAUUACACAUGACGAUCUCUCAUAAAUCUAUAAAUAACUGUUAAUAAUAAAGGACUGUCGAUGUCAACUGUC
Sebastes umbrosus (honeycomb rockfish) is the source of this 1644-nucleotide messenger RNA. RefSeq names its product calsequestrin 2 (gene casq2). Gene Ontology annotation, cellular component: sarcoplasmic reticulum lumen. The coding region runs from base 1 to 1299 and encodes 432 amino acids. The transcript is spliced from 11 exons. Gene Ontology annotation, molecular function: calcium ion binding. Gene Ontology annotation, biological process: regulation of cardiac muscle contraction by regulation of the release of sequestered calcium ion. Lineage: Eukaryota; Metazoa; Chordata; Actinopteri; Perciformes; Sebastidae. The record is from RefSeq and is a predicted model, not a curated record.